Diprion similis is the source of this 1592-nucleotide messenger RNA. It is a transcript of the gene Lrr47, whose product is annotated as leucine-rich repeat protein 1-like. Lineage: Eukaryota; Metazoa; Arthropoda; Insecta; Hymenoptera; Diprionidae. The record is from RefSeq and is a predicted model, not a curated record. The transcript has 5 exons. Bases 190 to 1425 code for a protein of 411 amino acids. Gene Ontology annotation, molecular function: protein binding.
GUGUGAAAUCAAGCGGCAACGCGCCAGAGAUUUCUGUUUGAAGUCUGUUUACAAAACAUUAUGUUUUUGGGCAUGAUGUGACCUCUGUUUCGAUAGAAUUAAUGAAAAUAGCGAUUGAGCAGGUCUAAGAUAAUGAAAGGCUGGGACUACCGUACGCUCGAAAAGCGAGUGAAACUAAAGAAAUAAAGAAUGAGGUUAGUUUGCACUGUCAAAGUAGAUGCGAGUCGCAUGUGUCCUGGAGCCAACCGGAGCACCGUACAACGGCCGCGUGCUUCUACGUUGUCUUUUGGACGGCGGCCCGAUCACAAGGACGAAAUGUGCCUGCUCCUGCAGUCUGCUCAGGACACAAAGGGGAUCAGAUAUAAGGUGGUUGACAACAUAACGCAGAUAUUUGCAAAAUUUAUCAACGAAGGAAAAUGCACUAUACGUCUGAAAGAGCCCGCUCAUGACUUGAUAAUUCAAGCAGACGCGCUUCUGCUAAAGAGCUUUCUGCGUGUCAUCAAACUGGCCUUCGGCAAGAAUUCCCCUGAGCCAGCAGUCAAAGUGCCAGUCCUGAACGAAAAGUACUUUCGGCCUAAGGUCCAGACCAAAUAUUCCGUUACGUCUAAUGCAGAAUACCCAACUCUCCAGGGUUUUCCUCGUACCACGCAGCAUCUCUCUAUUGUCGAUCUUCAGAGAAAAUCUUUCGAUCGCCAGAUCCUUAGACUCAAUCAGCUUCGCUCCUUAGACUUGUCUAAGAACUGCAUACGUAGCCUGCCUGUGGAGCUUGGCUCUCUUCCGAACCUUGCAGAGCUUUGCCUUGCUGAAAAUCAGCUUGGAAAAUCACCUCCCAAAUCAUGGGCAUGGCUGAAUGGAGAUGCAAUAAAAAAAAAUUUGAUCACCUUGGACCUUGGAAGAAAUGAGCUAACGUGGCUGCCACCAUAUCUUGGAAAAUUAACUGCUUUACGGACAUUGAGUCUCAAUAAUAACCUGCUUUCAUCGCUACCACUCAACAUCGGCUUUUUGUCUAGUUUGAGGUUCUUCAGUCUCCAUGAAAAUUUACUUGACAUGCUCCCUGGAUGCGUGCGGCGAUUACGUUUAGAAACUAUCAAUGUUUCUGGAAAUACUUUCAAGCCGCAAGGAUUCGAGGGAUGUGAAAUCGAUCCGAAUAUAUUAGAAGUACCUGAUCUUGUCGAGAUCGCAGCUAAGACUGUUCUCAGAUCAAGAUUGAGGUAUGGCCCUGAGACAAUACCCCGAGGACUUGUGAAGUACCUCGACGAAGCUCUUUACUGUGAAUGCGGAGAGGCAUGCUUCAAAUAUCGUCUUCGCUCUAUUAUGAUGUUCGAUCUUCGCGCUAUUGCCGAAAAAUGCGUGUUGUCAAUGGAUCCUCGUAUCCCAUUGCGAUGCAUUUUCUGCUCCGAACGUUGUAGGUAUAGGUGGCAUUGAACGAAGAUUAGCUGUAUGUGAUUGCCCUGUUGACAGGAAGAUUUUGACUGCCGUUCCGCCGUCUUCGUUUAUUCAUUUAUCCAGUUUGGUGAAUUUUCUGCGAACCGUUGAUGAAUUUUUCAUCGUAUUGUUUUGUAAGAUUUUUUUUGGAACUAAACUUUGAAAAU